Molecule: messenger RNA, 1746 nt
Organism: Nannizzia gypsea CBS 118893
Lineage: Eukaryota; Fungi; Ascomycota; Eurotiomycetes; Onygenales; Arthrodermataceae
Product: MFS gliotoxin efflux transporter GliA
Exons: 6
Coding region: 1-1746 (581 amino acids)
Biological process (GO): transmembrane transport
Molecular function (GO): transmembrane transporter activity
Source: RefSeq, a predicted model, not a curated record
AUGGAGUCCACAGAAACAAACCGACAGAAUCAGAAUGUGAUUGAGCUGUCCAAUACAUCAGUUCUCUCCACGGGCAUCAAUGAAUCGAAUACGACUCAUGGAGAAAUCCAUAUUACGAGGGAUAGCAAUGACGAGGCAGAAGGGGAAGACGGUCUUCUUCCGAUCACCAAAUCUCAGUUCCUAAUGCUCAAUGUUGCACUUUGUGUAGGGAUAUUCAUGGUCACCUUAGACGUUAUCAUUUUAGCAACCGCCAUUCCGACCAUAACUCACGAAUUUCACUCUCUCGGAGAUGUUGGUUGGUAUGGAUCAGCGUAUCUCUUGACCCAGACAGCAUUCCAGCCAACUUUUGGAAAAGUGUAUAACUAUUUCAACACUAAAUGGACACUUUUAAUGGGCAUUAUGGUGUUUGAAAUUGGCUCCAUCCUUUGCGCGGCUGCAACCUCAUCUCCGAUGCUCAUAUGUGGCCGUGCCGUGGCAGGUUUUGGGGCAGCAGCUAUCUUCUCGGGGGGUGUGAAUAUCAUAACCAUGAUAUUCCCCUUGAAACACAGAGCUCCGUUCUUGGGCCUAAUGGGAGCUAUGAUCGGAAUGGCUAUGAUUGUUGCACCACCCCUGGGAGGAAUUUUGACAGAUCGUUUUAGCUGGCGGUGGUGUUUCUGGAUUAAUUUACCAUGUGGAGGCCUGAUGGUCAUCAUUAUAGUGCUCUUCUUAAAUCAGACUGCGCAAAUCUCAUUUGGUCUGAGUUGGAUGGAACGCAUUAUAGCACUUGAUCCUGCCAGUGCGCUACUCCUAGUGUCUUGCAUCACUGCACUUCUGAUAAGCCUUCAGUGGGGAGGUGAACGGUAUCCAUGGUCACACCCGAAAGUAUUGGCUUGCAUUAUCACUGCGGGUAUAUUACUAGUAGCAUUCUACGCUUUCCAGUCGUGGAAGGGAGAAUCAGCAAUGAUCCCAACACGGUUAUUAAGACAAAGAAGCAUCCUCGGGUCUUCGCUUGCCGCUUGCUUCCUAUCGAUGGCAUUUCAUGUACACUCGUACUAUCUCCCAAUAUACCUCCAGGCUGUGAAGGGGCUAACGGCCGAACAAUCGGGAAUACAAAUUCUCCCUUAUCAAGUCACCAAUAGCCUAUUUUCGCUAGGAGUGGGCGUCCUAGUAGGUAUAGUCGGAUGGUACCCGCCUUUUCUGUGGCUAGGAACACUUGCUUUUGUGGUUGGCUCUGUCCUGUUCUACAAAUUGGAUGUCGAUAGCACAGUUGCCGCGGUCGUUGGAUAUCAAAUUAUUGCAGGGGCUGGGGUGGGAACUGCAAUAAAUAUCCCACAUAUAGCGGUACAAGCCAUCUCCAGCAAAAAGGAUGUUUCUUCAGCAAACGCUAUAGUGUUUUUCUUCCACGCCCUCGGAGGAGCAGUUGGAAUAGGUAUUGCGCAAAACAUCUUCUCAAUUUCUCUUCAAGAAAAUCUCCCACUCACUGUACCGGAUAUGGAUAUUUCGGCUAUCAUUGACGAUAGCUCGGCGAAUAUCCGCAACCUGAUACCAGCGGAGUACCUGGCAGCUGUUUUGAGAGUGUACUGCUCAUCAAUAGCGAAAGCUUUCAUACCACCAAUUGUCACUGCGUCCCUAGCAUUUAGAAAACGAUUCCCCCUAUCCUCGCAUCGAGAGCUCGCCAGUUUUGCCUAUUCCCCGAGCAAACAGAUAAGCAUCAUUGAUCUAUGGAAGAAUUCAACACUCCCUUUGAAUGUCUCUAUGCAAAGUUAG